Messenger RNA from Drosophila elegans, 1270 nucleotides. RefSeq names its product BTB/POZ domain-containing adapter for CUL3-mediated RhoA degradation protein 3. Bases 254 to 1147 code for a protein of 297 amino acids. Gene Ontology annotation, molecular function: protein binding. Lineage: Eukaryota; Metazoa; Arthropoda; Insecta; Diptera; Drosophilidae. Gene Ontology annotation, biological process: protein homooligomerization. The record is from RefSeq and is a predicted model, not a curated record. The transcript has 2 exons.
UGAAAAUUGAUUCACUGCUAAUCUAUUUAGCGAACUGUUGUUUUGUUUAACUUGGUAAAAAGCUUUAGCCAAAAUUGAUCCAUCAACGAUUGAAAAUGUUACGGGCGUGAGCAACGCCAACGAAAGCGUUUGCCGAAGCUCAGAACAAAAAGGUGUUAUUGCCAAAAAAACAUCAAGCUCAGGCGAAGGCUUGGGUUGCUGGGGACCCGCGGCAAGAAGCCAUCAACUCGUGCUUCUUGCGAAAUCGGAAAACAUGUUAGGUGAUCAGAAAAUUUUGCUAAAAGGACAUUCUUCACAGUAUGUAAAACUAAAUGUUGGUGGUCGCUUGUAUUAUACCACAAUUGGAACAUUGACUAAAAAUAAUGACACAAUGUUGAGCGCAAUGUUUAGUGGUAGAAUGGAGGUACUGACUGACUCAGAAGGUUGGAUUUUAAUCGACCGCUGUGGAAUUCAUUUUGGAAUCAUUCUUAACUUUUUAAGGGAUGGUACUGUUCCGUUGCCCGAAACUAACAAGGAAAUCGCUGAAUUACUUGCCGAGGCUAAAUACUUCUGCAUUACAGAGUUGGCAAUGUCUUGUGAACGGGCACUAUAUGCGCACCAAGAACCGAAGCCAAUUUGUCGAAUUCCACUGAUAACUUCACAAAAAGAAGAGCAGCUGUUAAUCAGUGUAUCUUCAAAGCCUGCUGUUAUUCUUGUAGUGCAGCGGCAAAACAACAAGUAUUCGUACACAAGUACAUCGGAUGACAACUUACUAAAAAAUAUUGAACUCUUUGAUAAGCUAUCUUUGCGGUUUAAUGAACGAAUUCUAUUCAUUAAAGAUGUGAUUGGGCCAAGUGAAAUCUGUUGCUGGUCCUUUUUCGGGCACGGGAAAAAAGUAGCAGAGGUAUGUUGCACUUCCAUAGUUUAUGCAACUGAUAGAAAGCAUACAAAAGUGGAGUUUCCGGAAGCGCGUAUUUACGAAGAAACUCUGCAGGUACUGCUUUAUGAAAAUCGCAAUGCUCCCGAUCAAGAGCUCAUGCAGGCGACUUCUUCAGCCCGAGUAGGAAGUGUCAGUGGAACCAGUAUGCAUCAGUAUACAAGCGACGAGGAGGAAGAACGCACUGGGCUGGCGCGAUUAAGAUCUAAUAAGCGGAAUAAUCCAUCCUAAUUUACGUAUAAAUUGAAAAUUAGUUCGAUUUUAUUUCUAACGAAAUUAUACUUAUGUAUAUAGGUAAAAAUAAUAAGGUAACGAUUGUUCGACAAAAAAUUAUAUUUUUAAUAAAACUUAAAA